Sinocyclocheilus rhinocerous is the source of this 1991-nucleotide messenger RNA. Its product is annotated as ankyrin repeat domain-containing protein 10-like. The transcript is spliced from 4 exons. The record is from RefSeq and is a predicted model, not a curated record. NCBI's taxonomy places the organism in Eukaryota, Metazoa, Chordata, Actinopteri, Cypriniformes, Cyprinidae. Gene Ontology annotation, molecular function: protein binding. Bases 167 to 667 code for a protein of 166 amino acids.
GUGAAGUUUCGGUCCUUCAGCGCGCGUGUCUCGUCUCGCCUCCCCUUUGCAAGCGCGUUGUUUGGGCGGUGCACUUAAUAAAAGCAGACAUCGUGAAGUCCACCAUUUUUUCUGACGAUUCCUGUUUCCACGUAUUUAUAAAAGCGAGCGUUUUUGCUGUGCACUAAUGUCGGUGGGACUGGAGUCUGGGUUUUCUAGCGAGGAGGUGCUGAAUAUCCGCUUCCCUCUUCAUCGCGCGUGCAGAGAUGGAGAUGUGGGCGCCCUGUGCUCGCUCCUCCAGUGCAGCACAGAUCAGCUGGCUGUGGAGGACUCUUUCUACGGGUGGACUCCUCUACACUGGGCUGCACACUUCGGCAAGCUGGAGUGUGUCAUGCGUCUGGUGCAGGUGGGAUGUGGUGUGAACUCUGUGACCUCUCGGUUUGCCCAGACACCAGCUCAUAUUGCUGCCUUCGGGGGUCAUCCUCAGUGCUUGCUCUGGCUGCUGCAGACUGGAGCUGAUAUAAACAGACAGGACUAUGUUGGAGAAACCCCCCUCCACAAAGCGGCCCGUGCUGGCAGCAUUGACUGCGUUAACACGCUCCUGGUCCAGGGAGCCAAGGCAGAAUCUACCAUUGGAGACAGUCAUCUUGGACCAUGUGCCUUGAAAACCAGUCACGUUACAGCCUAGACAUCACUGAAUUGCUUUUGAAGUUGUAUGACAGCCAGCUGCUCUGCAUUGGAUUCAGUAAUGUUUUUUUUAUGGCAAGUUGGAAUGUGGAUUGAUGUAUAGUAGGUUUAAAUUGCUUGUUUUAUCCCCAGUCAAUUUAAAUUGCAGUUGGUAUAAAAUAGUGUUAGGUCAAACAAAUCUUCUAAUUCAAGCUUUGUUACUUGUAAAAAUAAAAAUAAAGAGUGCAGCAAAAGCUGGCAGUUACUCAAAACCCAUACAGAUACACUUGUUUGCUUAUAAGAGAGAGCAUAACCCAAAUUUAAAAAAGUGAUUAAAAAAACACUCAACACAUUAUUGGUGUCUGUAAUAAAUUCUAUUGGAUCGUCUGAGGUUAGUCUGUGUGUAUGUACUGUAUUGCGCUGCCAAGAGUCACAUUUCUGUAUUCUCACUGCAUUCAUGGUAGAAGUGCUAGCAGGAGCUCCUGGGGUAAGUGUAAACGCUGUUAUUUUGCCCUAGAUUUUGUUCAUUCAUGUAUUCUCUUUUCUUCACUGCAAUAGAAAAUGACUGUUGAUGCCAAAUACACACUCUUUUCAUGUCAGAUUUUAACCAGGUAUGCAUCUCACAUGACCCGUGAAUGCUUUAUGGUAUCGACGUUGACCAUUGGAUUCAAUCUUUCUCUUAAAGAAGCCAGGAUGCUGUUCUCUUUAACUUCCUCUACUGUUUCCGUCUUUGAGUGUUUAAAGAAGAAUUUCCUGAUCAGGUCUUGCUUGCCUUUUCGCUUCCAAGAUGUCCUCUUUCAACCAUAAAAAUGAAGAUUCGUUCAUCAAAACCACUUGAGGAUAUGAGGAUAUCUUUUUUUUUUUCUUUCAUUUUAAAUCAGAAGAUUGGCGUGAUAUUUUCCUUCAGCUCACAGCUGUGGUCCGGCCACAGAUUUAAGAAGACCUGUUAAAACGUCUGCAUUCUUCUGUCUACAGUUAUUGGCUUCUUAUUGCCACUGUUUUUACUAUGUUUGUUCUGGUGUGGCAUUCUUUUACUUGGUUUUGAAAAUGAUUCAGUGAAUCAUCUGUCCAGUUCAUCUGUUGAGUUGAAGAGAAUUCUUGGAAAAAUCAUUUGGCAUUGCCAAACCUCUUCUCAUUUGUUAGUCAUUCUUGUGGAAAUCAUAAUCUCUCCACUUGCCAUCGACAAAUAUUUACCGUUGACUGUACUGUAAUAGAAAUAUGGUUAUUUGUAUUUCUUCAUAUAUCGUGUUCUUUGUGUGUAUGCUUCAAUAGUUUUUCAUUUUCUAUUGCAGUUGAGACCUCACAACAUUAUAAAUGUCUUUAAGUGAUAUAGAUGUUCAAUGAUU